UUGUUUCAUCUCUUUUAUUCCAGGCAGUGUUCUCUUUCUGGCAGUCCUCAACCAGAGUCGUGGCUGGAAUUGCGGGUUUCGAAGUUCGCAAAGUUGGCGGCUUUCCCGGUUGUGGUGCGAUGUGCACGGGAGAAACCGCAGGGAAUAUUACGUACUGAACGAGAGUUUCGGCAAUGGUUCAGGCGUAAUUCGCUAAAGCCUGAAUUAUCAACUGCGGGCGAAUACGUGGUUCAAGAGUAUAUUGAGGACGGUCACGAAUUCACUGCAUUAUGUACUGCUAAAGGAGGAUUGGUUGCAUGCAUCGCUUCCGUGGAAACUCACCGAACAAUUCUUGAAUGCAUUCAAAGUCAGCUCCCAUACGCCGUUCAGCUGUUCAGUGUGGAGCAAACACGAGAUCAUCUGCCUGGUGUGGAAUCGUUUGCUACCCAGGUAAAAUAA
Molecule: messenger RNA, 438 nt
Organism: Cooperia oncophora
Lineage: Eukaryota; Metazoa; Nematoda; Chromadorea; Rhabditida; Trichostrongylidae
Source: the annotation of a GenBank genome assembly